CGCCUCAGUUUCCUCUCUGCGGUCGACAGCGCUUCCCGCCUCCUCCACCACCUCUGCUGCACAAUCCCGCACCCGUGUUUUUCUCACUCGCCCGCGCCGCGUUGCGAUCCGAAUAACAUCCAGCCGCUGGCUGUUUCUUAAGUCCCGCAUCUGCGGCGAUUAUAUACAGUUGCUGUGCUUUUGUGUUGUCUACAACAUUAUAUAGUAGCGUGUCGUGUGUGAGAGCUGUUGGGGGAAGAAGAGAAAGAAAAAGAGCGCCGUUUUCAAAAAAGGGAUUCGAAUUUACAAAGAGCCAAAAAGGGAAAGUCGACGGCUUCCCGCUGAGAUUCACGCUAGAACAAACUGAAGGCGACAGGAGGAUCAAACCCGCAGUAGCUGAUCAAUCGUCGGGGCCAGCAGCCCAGAUCCACCACCGCGGGUCUACACACACAAGAGUGGAAUGUUUUAAAAAACAAACAAGACUAUAGAAUCUCGAGCGACAUGUUAUUUUGCAAACGAUUCACGCGUUAUUCAUCGGGAGGAAUGAUGUUGGCCUUAUUAGCGCUGUCGCUAUUGGCCAUCGGACACGAGGCCGCCUCAGUUUCGCCCAUUUUGACGGAUGAAGAGACAUUCACCAGUUCCGAGUAUUACAGCAGCGUGGAAUCAGAGAUCAACAUCACUCCGCCGCCGCCGGCUGUUCCACUGGAUUUCGUUUAUCAUAACUACACGGCGCUAACGGAUUUCCUGCGAAAUGUUUCCUACCAUUACCCAGGAUUGACGCAUCUCUACUCCAUCGGCCAAUCUGUUCUGAAAAAAGAAUUAUGGGUGUUGGCUGUGUCGUCUACGCCCGACCGACACGUUGCGGGUAAACCAGAGAUGAAAUACGUCGGCAACAUUCACGGCAACGAACCCGUUAGCAAAGAGAUCCUCUUACAUCUCAUCCUGCACUUGGUGUCGGGGUACGGUCACGAUCCGGUGAUCACGUUGCUGUUGGAUCACUCCCGGAUCCACUUUCUUGUCUCCAUGAACCCGGACGGCUUUGAGAAAUCCUCGGAAGGAACUUGCUCCAACGACAAAGGCAGGAAGAACCAGAAGGAUUACGACUUGAAUCGGAACUUCCCCGAUCACUUCCAGCACAAUCAUUUCCCCCUGCAGCCGGAAACCAGAGCCGUAAUUCAAUGGAUGUCGAAGGUUCCGUUCGUUUUAUCGGCGGGCUUACACGGCGGGGCCCUGGUCGCUUCCUACCCCUACGAGAAUCAAAUCAGCCAACCCAAUCACAUGCUCGAACGAGAAGAGAACCCGACACCGGACGACGAUGUGUUCCGCCACUUGGCCGCCGUCUACGCCAAGAAUCACGCCACCAUGUGGAUGGGCAAGCCGUGCAAGCCCAAAUCGGAGAGCUUCGUCGGCGGGAUAGUUAACGGUGCCAAAUGGUACACGUUCGUAGGCGGGAUGCAGGAUUACAAUUACAUAUUCCACGGGACGAUGGAGAUCACGCUGGAAGUUUCCUGCUGCAAACAUCCAAUGGCCUCCACUCUGCGCCAACAUUGGCUGGAUAACCGAAAGGCUCUCAUUCUUUACAUGUACGAAGCACUUCGCGGUGUCAAAGGGUUCGUGAUGGAUGAAGAAUCCGGAUUGCCCGUCGGCGGAGCCCAGAUGAGCGUCAAAGGGCGCCAUCGGGAAUUCAACACGACGGCAGACGGCGAAUACUGGCGGAUACUUCUCAAUGGCUCCUACAUUCUCCAGGUUUCGGCUGAGGGUUACGAGUCUUACGAGGAGCCAUUCGAGGUGAUGGGAGACGAGGCGACGGUGCUGAACGUCACGCUGCGUCGUCUAGCGGUAAGUUUCUCAAGCACGUCAUCCUCUCCCACUCUACUCCCGACGGGCACGGUGGAGGACGCGUCGGGCAGCACGAACGACACGACAAGCCCAUCCGACCCUGACGAAUUCUCCGGUGACGGUAGUCAUAACACGCAGGAUCCCAGCGGAAUCCAUUCUAAUCCAAAUAAUAACAGCCUCACGACAUCGGUGACGGUGGCGACGCUUGACGCCGUGACGUCCAAUAAUGAAACGACGCCCAAUGAUUUACCGACUAAUCCCAAUGCCACCGCCGCUACCACUAACAACAGCGGCAGCAAUGAAGAUGACGAUGAUGAUGACGACGGAGACGACGACAAUGUGCACCCAUCUAACAAUGCCGAAGGCCCCUGGGCCGGCGCCGUCAUCAGUGCCGCUUCGAUCCCGCUGGCUUUCGGUGGCGGAAUCACGAUGCGCUUAUGUCUUACGCUGAUCACUGCCUGCACGAUUGUUUUUGUUCGAAAAUGAAAUAAUUCAGAGAAAAGAAAGACUUGCUAAAUCUAUAUAAUUCGCUUACUUUCCCGUCUUUAUGGUUGCUGUUUAUUCGCUUUCUUAUAUUUUUCUAAACUAACUUUUCCGGCUCGAUAUCGUUGAAAAUAACCUCUGCUCACUCGACUUCUUCUUCUUCUUCUUCCUGCCCAACUUCUUUUCAACUUCCAUCCAUACAUCUUCUCUCCACGCGCUGUGGGCGUUUUGAAUCAGGACUACCCGAGCUCUUUUUUCCAGCCGGCCGUCAACGUCGGAGCUCGAACGGCUCGAACCGGAUCUUCUGGAAUCUCACUUCAUUUCCUUUUAUCGGCUGGUCUGCUGCUCUGCUCGCUGCUGCUGCUCGUGUGAUUCAAUCGUUUUCUUUUUUCUUUUUCUUUUUUCGCAAUGAAAAGAAGGCGCCAAGUUCAAUAUGGUUAAAUCUAACAAUGGAGUAUGGCUUAUGAUAUAUAUACUUUUCUCGGCCAACGGAGUUGUAGAAAAGUUUUGCGAGAUCGCCGGCGCUAUUCGGAAAAAAAAUCGAUUGAUGCCCUCCUAUAUUCGCAGUCGUUUUAUUCAAAUCGAGUUUCGACUAUAUAUCAUACAUUGUGUACAAUCAAAUCAAUACAUUAUCAAGUCGACAUCAUCAAA
This is a messenger RNA of Daphnia pulex (common water flea), 2952 nucleotides long. RefSeq names its product carboxypeptidase D-like. The transcript has 8 exons. Gene Ontology annotation, molecular function: metallocarboxypeptidase activity; zinc ion binding. Bases 481 to 2304 code for a protein of 607 amino acids. Gene Ontology annotation, cellular component: cell surface. Lineage: Eukaryota; Metazoa; Arthropoda; Branchiopoda; Diplostraca; Daphniidae. Gene Ontology annotation, biological process: proteolysis. The record is from RefSeq and is a predicted model, not a curated record.